Vidua chalybeata is the source of this 1176-nucleotide messenger RNA. RefSeq lists its product as uncharacterized. The record is from RefSeq and is a predicted model, not a curated record. The transcript has 5 exons. Lineage: Eukaryota; Metazoa; Chordata; Aves; Passeriformes; Viduidae. The coding region runs from base 21 to 809 and encodes 262 amino acids. Gene Ontology annotation, cellular component: plasma membrane.
CUAAAGUUUGGACAGAACCCAUGGCCGCGGCAGCAACUCCGCUCCUGUCCGGGCAGCGAAGCCCCGUCCAGCGGCAGCUCUUGGCUCCCCAGGUGGGUCAGGACUUCAGUCUGCAGCAGCCCCAGGCCAAGGUGACGGUGGCAGUCGGGGAAACGCUCACCCUGAGCUGCACCACAUCUGGAACCGCUGGACCAGGUCCUGUGAUGUGGCUGAAGGGCUGGGGCAAUGGGAACACGACCAUCUAUGACCAGAGCAAGCAGGAUCCCUCCUCCCGUGUGACGAGAGCAGUGGAUAGGUCCGACACAGACUUCACCAUCCACAUGAGGAACUUUCAGCCCAAUGAUGUUGGCACCUACUACUGUGUGAAGUUUGUCAAGGGGAACACUGGUGAUGAUGAGGUGUUUAAGCAUGGCCGUGGCACAGAGGUGUCUGUGCAUGAGGCAGCCCUGCUUCCUGGAAUGGUGGCUGCAGCUGUAGUGCUCUGCUUCCUCCUCCUCCUCGGCCUCUUCAUCGCCCUUUGCAUAUACAGAAGGAAGCGCCAAGGCAGGGUGGGCAGCCCCUGCCCAGCCAGGACAGCAGCCAGGGGCAGCUUCUCAUCUGUCCCUCUGCGGUGCUGUGCAGGGACCCCCAGCACCUCCAGUGAAGUCCUGGAUGCAGAGACCUCCCACGUGCCCAGCCAGCAGAGCAGCAAGGAGGAGAACGACAUCCACUACGCCGACCUGCAGCCCCUGCCCCCGGCCAUGUGGCGCAGCAGGAGCCCGGGUACAGCCCCCACCGAGUACGCCAGCCUCAGGGGAGCUGCCAAGUGACGCGUGGCACCGCCGCCUGCGCGGCCAGGCCGUGUCAGGGUGGAAGAAGGGACGUUUCUGCAGGGCACAAUAAAGAAGAAGUGGGGCUGUUUGCAUGGCGCACCCUGAUCUCAGCUCGGCACACUGUGCUCACCGUGUUUGCAUCUCAGGGGAGCUCUCCCAGGACCUGGAAGCUUUCUCGACCACGGGGUCAGACCACGACGUCAAGCACCUCUGCCUUGUGCAAGCUGUUUGGUGCUGAUGACACCAGGAGGACCUCACACAAACCUCUGUCCACCAGCAUGGGCCUCCACUGGCCCUUUCCUGGCCCACAGGUCCAUAAUUUGUGUUAUCUUUUCACCACCCUCAUUAAAGCCAGCGAACAGCC